This is a messenger RNA of Larimichthys crocea (large yellow croaker), 5024 nucleotides long. RefSeq names its product zinc finger protein 385C (gene znf385c). The transcript has 11 exons. The record is from RefSeq and is a predicted model, not a curated record. Gene Ontology annotation, molecular function: nucleic acid binding; zinc ion binding. Gene Ontology annotation, cellular component: nucleus. Lineage: Eukaryota; Metazoa; Chordata; Actinopteri; Sciaenidae. The coding region runs from base 201 to 1988 and encodes 595 amino acids.
AGCUCUGCUUUUUUGCGUUGGCAGCCAGUCUGUACCAAUCUGUUUCUGUUGCUGGGCACGGACGAGCACCAGGAAAGUCGGAAACGGAACGGGACCGUGUAAAGUUACUGGUACUGGAAUACUAACUUGUUGGACAACCUUACCUGGCUCACAAACUGCAGAUUCUUCACAAGGGGGAACUCUUGGAGCAACAGUCAGGUAUGAAACGACCGUUCAGUCCAUCAGCUCUGCCUAACACCGAGCAGGACAGGAGAGGCUUUGGUGCCGGGCUGGGAACGCAGAUGGAUGCCGAGCCUUGCUGCGACACCCAGGAUGAGGGUGCAGUACUAGAUGAGCAAUCACCAGGGGGCGUCCUGCCUUCUGCGCUCCAUAGACUGAAAAGGGAGAGAAAGCAGCGGAGCUACACAUUGUGUGAGGUCUGCAACAUCCAACUCAACUCAGCCGCACAGGCCCAGAUCCACUACAACGGCAAAUCCCACCAGAAGAGACUCAAGCAGAUCAGCAAUGGCAAGAUGCCUAGUAACACAGGUACAUCAGCCCAGGGCAGCCCCCUUCUGGCUUCCCUCCCUGUCCCAGGACGGCCUCUGCAACCUCAGCUUGACCUCAAACACCUCCUGCCCUUCAGACUUAAUGGAUCCUCUCCUCUCAGCCUCUUCCCUAACUUUAACACGAUGGACCCUGUCCAGAAGGCAGUGAUCAACCACACAUUUGGUGUCCCACAGCCCCUCAAGAAGAAACAGAUUAUCUCCUGUAACAUUUGCCACCUGCGCUUUAACUCAACGAACCAAGCAGAGGCCCACUACAAGGGUCACAAGCACGCCCGGAAACUCAAAGCCAUGGAGGCCCAGAAGAACAGGCAGAGACGAGCUGGGGAGGCCUCAUCCACAGGACGGGAGAGAGACCGAGAUAGAGACAGAGAACGAGAUCGGGACAAGAGCAAGAUGUCGUCAUCGGAGGCAGCUCUUCCCAUGCUCAUGGAUACAAGCUUAGUGGAGGGAACAAGUCUUCAGUCUGAUUUAGAACCAGCCAACCUGGAGGGGAAGCUCGAGGAGAGCCCCAGGAGCUCCGUUAUGCUGACGCCAGUAUCCGAGGUUUCCUCUGUGGAGUUGGUCACUCUUUCCCCUCCUCAGAUUUCACCUUCCUCACAGCUCUCGGAAACCGCCUCAGACACCAGUGCCCCCGAAGCCCCCGAAGCCCCAGAGGCCACAGAGACCGCAGGUGCAACAACUGAGUCGGGCAGCCAUGCAGACACGUCUAGCACAAAUGGGGAGUCACGUACUGAUGAGGACAAAGACCCCAAGAAGAGCAAGGCUCACCUCCAUUGUCCUGUCUGUAAAGUCACAGUCAACUCUGUCUCCCAACUGGAAGCACAUAAUAGCGGCACAAAGCACAAACUGAUGCUGGAAGGCCACAGUGUUCUGCCUCGACGCAGGGGCAAAGUGGUGGCAACUCGUGCAGGCUGCAAGAGCAAACGGCUGGGCAGCAAAGGCAGUGUCGGGGUGCCCAGCAAGAACUUUCAGUGUGAAGUGUGUGAGAUAUUUGUGAACUCUGAGACCCAGCUUAGCCAGCACAUGAAUAGCAGAAGGCACAAGGAUAGGCUGGCCGGAAAACCACCCAAACCCAAAUUUACCCCCCACAGCAAGAGCCAGCCAAGCUCCAGCUUAGCGAACGUGAGAUGGAGUGGCUAUGCAGGCCUGGCUGUGUCUGCCAUGAAGAAAGCGUUCAGCCAGUACAAUCUCACCUCCCUCUCCUCGCAGACCAAACUGGCCUUGCAGAAGCAGCUGACCAAGAGCUUGACAACUGGCUUCCUGCCCAACCCCCUCACCCCGCCAACUCUGUGCACGGUGGCGACUAACCCUCUGGCUCUACGCCACCCAGUGGGCACAACCACCUUCAUCCAGACCCCCUUUCUGGGCCCUACACUGUUUCGGCCUGCCCCGGGGCCACUGAGGGCCACACACACUCCCAUCAUCUUCUCCCCCUACUAAAGACUUGACCCACUUCUCAUUUGAGCUCCACCCAUGUCCCUUUACCAAACCCCAGGCCCUUCUCUAGUGUGACCCACAUGACAAAGGCCACACGCGAACUAUGCAGCCCACCUGACUUACGCAGGAAAGAGUGCACAAGUCCUGACGCUCAGUAGGUCAUUAGGCCUGAGAGCUGUUCCUAUAAUAAAGGCCAAGAUCCCCCAUCAUGCCUUCUUUCUGCUCCUCUUAUCAUGAAGUAAGGAGGAGGACAGGCCUCCAGACAGUGACUGGUGCACAGAGGCCGCUUUUAUAGCCAUUUCAUGGGUCAACGUGGUUUGGAUUAUGGAUAUUAUUGUGUAAUUUAUUAGAGAACAAAUAUAGACAAGUCUAGAUGUAUGUUUAGUGUGGUUGCCACAUAAUAAGGUCCCUUUACUUGAUGCUCUUUUAAAACAUUUUUAACUUAUUGGUUCGGGGGUUUUAUGAAAGGUGGAAAGAUCAUAGUUCAUUAAAGCAGCUGAGCUUCGAGUCAUCCUCUCCUACAGCUCAUUGAUCAGUGUUUCCAACUAACAAGCUCAAAGGAUCAUCUGAGGUUGAUUUCUGCCAUAUUUCAUCUUGGAUAGGGCAAUUAUCAAACAACUCUCUGCACGAGUACUCUGUGUCGACUUCAAACAUUUGUAUGUGAAGCUGAAACUACAUACUGUAUGUCCAUGCAUAAACCCUGUUAACACCAUUUAGCACCUCCAGCUCUCGCCCAAACAGUUUCCUCGAGCUGUGAACUCGUAUAAUGAAAACAUCUCUCUUUCCUUCUGAGUCACAACCACAGUCACAGCCCGACAGAUCUACGGAUAUUUUUUUCCGUUAUUUUUUCCCCAGGAUUAAGGACUCAUUAAGGUCCAGAAAAGGUCAGCUUGUCAAGUUGACUUAAUUUCAAUUUGCAAAUUUAUUUUUCUUUUGCUCCAGUGCAUCUUUUACACAAAUGCAGCUUGAACAUUAUGUUCUCACCAAGCUAGAGGCAGGAAAAAUUAUUUCUUCAGCUAUCGAUGUCUUACAUUCCAAAAUGCCAUUAUUUCUUUCCCCUCAUGACUGCUCUUUUUUCCCCCCUCUUCCUCCAUCACCCCGCUAUCGUCACCUCACUGUGGCGUUAUCUCAGCAUGAGAUGACGAUGAUGGUGAUGGUGACGAUGAGGAGGAGGAGCAAGGAACCCCCUCCACACACACACACACACACACACACACACACACACCCUCAACGCGCAGCUCGACACAUGCACACACACAUAAUGAAAACCCAAUGGAUAACUUGAAGACAUGAUGAGAUUUCAGAGCUCAAUGAAAAGUUUGGAUGACAGCGGGUUGGGAGGCUGCUCAGCCAGUAUUUGAUUGACAUCCUGUUGCAGUGUCUGCGCACAGCGUGGGAGGGAACAAAGCACAGUGCCAUGGCAACCACAUUAAAAGCACCUUAAAACUGAUUUACUUAUAAAAGCAAUGAAAAUUGUGUUGAUAUUCACCUUCUUUUGCUCUAGGUGUAUGUUUUUACAAUCCCAUGUCAAUUUCAGUGAGAAUUUUGCUUGGAAAAAACAAACAAACAAACAAAAAAAAACAAUCAGGUGAGAAUGAUCACACUAUGGUUUAUCCAUAACUAAGACAAGUCUCACAUUUAAAGCAAUACAUUCAGUAUGUUUUAUGUUUAUGAUGUGUUAUCAGUGUGUCAAUGGCUUUAUCUAUUCUAUACUGUACACACGUGUAACAAUGUAUUAUGUACUCCAACACAGCCAAUGGCCAACUCUGAGUUGUCAGCAAAGAGUCAUUUGAAAUGCGGGGUUGUCUUGAUCGCGCUGACCUUGAUGCUUGAUGCUCGUGGUCAGUAGCCACGUGUUGUGACUCUGGGCUGAGCCAUUUCCAUUUAUAGCUGCUGCUCUGUGCUGCGGAAAGGGUGCUUCGGCGCCAUAUGACAUUGCUGUUUCACUUUUUAGUGGAGCGGGAGAACUUUUGUAUGACUUCCACUGAGCAAAACAACGUUACGUCAGAGACAAGUGUUUGGGAUAAGUGUCACAAGUGCAACAUCAACUGUCAUAUUUCUGUUCAUGCCCGCGUGCUGUCAACCUCCGACCCCCCCCUCCUCUACCUCCCACCUCCUCUUCCCACCCAGAUUAUCUACUGACACUCAGCCCUCCCUCUGCCAAAAUGGACUGUCACAUAAGGACUUGGAGCAUACACAUCAUCUGUCCUCACACUCAUACCAAAUCAUGUUCUCUUUAAAUUACAGUAAUGGAGCAAAUCCUAUGCAUUUCUCAUUGUGCAAUAUGUAUAGUUGUCUGUGAUGCAGCAGUGCCAUCUGUUGUGAAAACCCUGUAAUUGCCAUCCAAUACUAGUGCUUCUACAAAACCUUUGAUUCUACAGUAUGUACAUUUCUGUUUAAGGACGCCCAAGUCUUUCUGGCCACCCGGGUCUACCCGCCAUACUGAUGUGAUUCUCCCCAGUCGCACUACUCAGUGAACCAGCCAGCCUUUAAUCUUCACUGUUCGUUUGUUUCUAUCGCUCAGUGGGAACUCUGACCUAAAGAACUGAAACUUUCUUAAAAUAAAGAAUCUAGAGAAGGCAAAUUAUAUGUAGAAAUCAUAGAGUAACUAUAGAGAUUUUAUCAGAGUUGCUAUUGUUAUCUGUAUCAUAAUGAACUGCUAUCAUAGAAGAGAGUAGAUUAUGUUAUUGUAAGCUCUGUGCAGCAUACAGGGACAAAAAAAAUGCUUUCUUUCUUCUUCUUUUUUUUUCUCCUUUGUUUAUUUACAUGGUUUUACCAACAUGUUUUUUUAAAGUACAAGAGAAAAUAUUUAAAACAAACUUUUUUGAGUGAGCUUUUUUUUUUUUCUCUCUUCUCUCCUUGUUGACGGUGACUGAAUUAAUAAUGUAAUUCAAGGCCUUUUUAGACAGUAUCCUAAAGUCACAUUAGACAGGCCUUCUCAGGGGUGACAGGUUGAGCAAAUGCUAACAUGACCAUCCAUUCAGGGUAUCCCUCCAUAGCUCUAGAGAGCAGGAAACACUGUACACAUGGAUGGAUUGA